Hibiscus syriacus is the source of this 483-nucleotide messenger RNA. RefSeq names its product 3-hydroxy-3-methylglutaryl-coenzyme A reductase 2-like. The transcript has 3 exons. The coding region runs from base 1 to 483 and encodes 160 amino acids. Gene Ontology annotation, biological process: coenzyme A metabolic process; sterol biosynthetic process; isoprenoid biosynthetic process. Gene Ontology annotation, molecular function: hydroxymethylglutaryl-CoA reductase (NADPH) activity. Lineage: Eukaryota; Viridiplantae; Streptophyta; Magnoliopsida; Malvales; Malvaceae. Gene Ontology annotation, cellular component: endoplasmic reticulum membrane; peroxisomal membrane. The record is from RefSeq and is a predicted model, not a curated record.
AUGGUUGCAGCCAUGUGGGAGGUGGAGAUGGCUGCUGCAACACUCAGUGCGGCUCAGUGCGAUCAAGAAAGGAACCUUGCCAUCACGGCUUGCAAGCCGGUGGUAUACGCUGUCCAGAAAUUGUUCGAUGAAAAGCCUUUGACAGAUUUAACGGAGGAAGACGAGGAGAUAAUUAAAUCUGUUGUGGCGGGAACAAUUCCUUCGUAUUCGUUGGAAUCGGAAUUAGGUGAUUGCAAGAGAGCGGUUGCAAUUAGGCGUGAGUCGUUACAGAUAUUAAUGGGCAAGUCAUUGUCUGGAUUGCCCUUGAAGGGGUUCGAUUACAAGUCGAUUUUGGGUUUCCAUUGUGAGAUGCCGAUCGAGUACUUGCAGAUUUCCGAGGGAAUUGCUGGGCUGUUGUUGCUUAAUGGAGGAGAGUUCUCGGUUCCCAUGGCUACCACUGAAGGUUGCUUGGUUGCUAGCACUAACAGGGAAAGUUUGUUUUAA